AUGCCAGUACUCAACAUCGUGGCCCCGCGCCGGCCCGCGCCGCGCCGUAUCCCCCUCGUCAUCCACGCCGCCAUCGUCGCCCUACUCAGCCUCGCAAUGUACUCCAACUACGUCAAGCUACUUAUCGCGCUCGGCAUCCCGCCGAAAAACGACACAUUGGCUCGCCCGCUCCAUCUUCCACCCGCGACUGACAUCCUCGCUGACCUGCCAAAAUGUGAGAAUGUACCGCAAGACACGGUGCAGGUCGUGGCAUCCGCUGCGACAGACCCGGAGUGGUCGCGUGUAUCUGGGCAGACACGGCGCCACAAACAUUGUCCAGGCCCGGAGCACCUUGAUGCCGUUGCAGCAGGGGAGGUUGCGCUUCUGCCUGGCAGUGUCUCCGCCGCUGAGGCCCGCACGCACGCCAAAAAGAUUACAGAUGUGCUGAAGAGAUGCCAAGAUGACGUCGCGAGCGCUUUAUACCCACAGUGGAAGAACAUUGUGUUCUCCUCACCGAUGCCGGCAAGCCAUCCUGCUGUCAAGAAAACACUACACGGAUGCUACGUUAGUUUCUUCGCUCAGCUCAAAGUCGCUAACAAUGUGCCCCGGACGAUGACUACUGCAUUCGAGGAUAUAUUGGCGCUCCAAGCUGACGCGCUGGUGUUGGUUGUGUGGCGGUCUUGGGCUGGUUCGGGCGCUGAUGCACGAAUCCCGGGAGGCGGUCAAUGGCAAUGGUGGACGUGGAUAUGGCGAGGAAGUGGCGCGGUGAAUGGAUGA
Messenger RNA from Dothidotthia symphoricarpi CBS 119687, 756 nucleotides. RefSeq lists its product as uncharacterized. Lineage: Eukaryota; Fungi; Ascomycota; Dothideomycetes; Pleosporales; Dothidotthiaceae. The record is from RefSeq and is a predicted model, not a curated record. The transcript is spliced from 2 exons. The coding region runs from base 1 to 756 and encodes 251 amino acids.